This is a messenger RNA of Tetranychus urticae (two-spotted spider mite), 2202 nucleotides long. RefSeq names its product secretin receptor. Gene Ontology annotation, molecular function: G protein-coupled peptide receptor activity; peptide hormone binding. Gene Ontology annotation, biological process: adenylate cyclase-modulating G protein-coupled receptor signaling pathway; cell surface receptor signaling pathway. The record is from RefSeq and is a predicted model, not a curated record. Lineage: Eukaryota; Metazoa; Arthropoda; Arachnida; Trombidiformes; Tetranychidae. Gene Ontology annotation, cellular component: plasma membrane.
UUCUCACCUAACAUCAUUUCCUCGAUCAGCCUCACACUUUUCACAUGGUUUCUCAUCACCAUUAUCAUCUUAAACCAUUCACGUAUUAAUUGAAUGUCAAGAUGAAAGAUUAAAGAAGAAAAGAGAGAAAAAAGAUAAUCUUUCUUACCAUAACUCAAAUGCUCUACGAAACAGUGCCAAAAGUGAAACAUGUCAAAUGAUGAAAUUAUUUCGUUGCAACGUCAACGUGUUGCAAUUGAACAAGAAUUGUGUCAAGCUCGAUAUCAAGUUAAACCACUUGCAGCAUCCGUUUGCCCUCUAACCUGGGAUGGAUUAAUGUGCUGGCCUGAGACACCAGCCGGUACUCAGGCCAUAUUACCCUGUGCCUCCUACAUCGACGUGUUUGAUAAAAAUGAAACAGCAACUCGUGAUUGUACAAUCAAUGGAACCUGGUUCAUUAGUCCAACAACAAACGAAAGUUGGACCGAUUACACUCGUUGUCACCCAAACAAUUAUUCUGUUAAUCCUCCAAUCAAUGAACAUUUACCUCACAUUAAAUUAAUCAGUAAAAUUGGAUAUUCUGUUUCCCUGUUAACUUUGAUCAUUGCAUUUCUCAUUCUCUUCUGUAACAAACGUCUUCAAUGUCCAAGGAAUCAUCUUCAUCUUCAAUUGUUUCUCUCAUUCAUAAGUCGAUCAUUAUUAACUCAUGUCAAAAACAUCUUCUUCACCUUGGAGUACAACAGUACUCUAUCAUGUAAACUGAUUAUUGUCGUCUGGCAAUAUUCCCUUUUAGCCAACUACAAUUGGCUUUUAAUGGAAGGAUUAUAUCUUCAUAAUCUAGUCUUUUUCAACAUCUUCAAUGACAAUUCAAGCAUUCUCAAGUACAUUAUCCUGGGCUGGAGUUUACCUGUCUUGUUUAUCAUUCCCUGGAUAAUUGCUCGUUCACUGUAUGAGGAUACAUUUUGUUGGGUGAUCAAUAAGAACGUUGCCUUAUUUUGGAUAAUCAGAGGACCAAUUACAAUAUCUAUUAUCUUAAAUUUAAUAUUUUUCAUCAACAUUACUCGAGUCUUGUUUCUCAAAAUGUUUUCAUCCUCAUCAGUUGCUCAAGCCUCUCGAUGUUACAAGUACAGUAAAUGGUUCAAAUCGACUCUAGUUUUGGUUCCUUUGUUUGGUGUUCAUUACGCUCUGCUCUUGAUUGCCAACUGGUUGGCAUCGCUAUCGACAAGCCUCGAAAUCAUUUGGCUUUAUGUCGAUCAACUUUUUACCUCUUUUCAGGGUUUCUUUGUGGCACUUUUAUACUGUUUCCUCAAUGGUGAAGUACAACAAGAGAUGAAAAAAUGGUGGCUUCGCCAGGCAAGUCAACAAGAUGGACUUCAUUCUUCUAACUCUAUGACUUACAACUCAAUCUUAACCCAAUCUAUGUCUUACUUGAAUCGUGGUAGGAAUGACGGGACAAACGGUAACGGUUCAGGAGCACGCAAGGAGUCAACUCGAACAACCUCGAUUUUGUUGAACACCAAAGAUGAACCAAAUCACAUGUAUCCUGCCUUGAUCUCAACCGAUUUAUCUCCUUCCUCUGACCCUGGAAAUGGAAACUGUUUGUACGUCAAUGACCGACCUGGUUCGUUUGGUACCUUGUUGAGACCCGAGUCUAUGGAGAGGUGUUUGGAUAAAACGCAAAAGGGUGGUUUCAAUGAAAGCAGUGAAUCAAUUUUGUAACAUUGAAAGCAAAAUACUUGAAACUGAUCAAAGACUAAAUGUUUCAAAAAAUGUGCUGUUGAUUCAAAUGUUGAUCCUCAACUUCAUUCAAUGGAUAUUUAUUUUGAAAAUUUCACUUUUCGUUCAUUUUUUACGAAAUUUCUCUAAAUGUAAACAAAAAACAAAUGAAUAUCGAUUAAUGUGGCACGAAAAAUUUGCAUCUUUUAUUCCAUUGAUUGAGCUUAACAAAAAAUCAACUUUGAAAGGUUAAGUUUUGGAAGAACUUAUUGAAUCAUGAUUUCCAUAGAUAUCAGUUUACAAUCGUUGAUGCAAUUUAUUUGCAAAAUCAUUAUUUAAUUUUGCUAGAAAUGCAUAUUAAACCAUUUUUGGAGCAUUUUAUCAUCUUACUAAAGGGUGACAACAAUAAGACUGUUUGAGAGACAAAAGCUUAAUAAAAGCUAUUGGUUAUAGAUAAACAUGUGAAUAGAUAACAACAAAUGGUCAACACCAUCUUCCAGCAACAAU